GUCAUCAUCAUGGAGAAGAUGCUGAUCCAGCCUUAAAAAAAACCAAACUAUUUUAAAAAAAUAUAUACAAAUUCUAUCUAUCUUAUCUGUCUCACGCAUCCCACAACGCAUUUACCAUAAGAAUUAAUGGAAAAACGUGAUAGGUUACUUGAUAUACCUUGUAGAGUCUGCGGUGAUAGAAGCUCUGGAAAACAUUACGGAAUUUACAGUUGUGACGGCUGUUCGGGUUUUUUCAAGAGAAGCAUCCAUAGAAAUCGUGUGUACACUUGUAAAGCUCAAGGAGAAUUAAAGGGCAAGUGCCCAGUUGAUAAAACUCAUCGAAACCAAUGCAGAUCGUGCAGACUGAAGAAAUGUUUCGAAGCUUCCAUGAACAAGGAAGCCGUGCAACACGAACGUGGGCCGAGGAAGCCCAAGAUGAAAGAUCCGAACGAGAUAAACAAACCGACACUAGUCACCCCGUUUCACUUCGCUCUCAACAAAGACACUACAUCCCCCUCGAAUCCGGCUACCAAUUCUGACGUCAUCUACAAGGAAUUAUCGUCCACGUCACCGGGUCUUUUGCAGAUGUUACUCAAUGCAGAAAAAUCUCAAGAAAGCAUGUGGAACUCCGGUAGGCGUGUCAAUUUUCAUACAUCACCAAUCAUCUGUCCGUCCUUGCUGACUCCGCCGUACGUAGGAAGAGACGGAUAUCCUAACAUCUCUGAUUGGAGGACUGUUAUCACCGGAGGCGUGGCAUUGUCGGCAGGAGUUGGCCAUUGGGAAUCGUUACAAGAAAUUACUGCGCGAUUACUUUUUAUGGUAGUUCGUUGGGUCAAAUGUCUGCCUACCUUUCAAACAUUAUCCAAGUGUGAUCAGGUGACACUACUGGAAGAAUGUUGGAAAGAUUUAUUCCUUUUAAACAUGGCACAGUGUUCGGUGACACUUGAUUUAUUGAAUACGUUACCCACCUCCAAGAACAGCCAAGAGAGUAAAGAUAAUCAUCCCAUGGAUCGUCACUACAUUCAGGAAGUACUGAGAAGAUUCCGACAGCUAUCACCAGACUGUACAGAAUGCUGUUGUUUAAAAGCAGUAGUACUCUUCAGACCAGAAACGGUGGGAGUUUGUGACGUUCAUCCGGUGGAGAUGCUACAAGAUCAAGCACAAUGCAUAUUAGGGGAUUACAUACGCCAGAAGUAUCCCAGACAGCCUACACGUUUCGGUCGUUUAUUGCUGUUGAUCCCGUGUUUAAGAUCAGUGACGUGCAGCGGAAUCGAAAAUCUCUUUUUUAAGAAUAUUAUUGGUGAUAUUUCCAUCGAGAGAAUAUUAUCGGAUAUGUAUCAUAUCGAGAGAAUCGAAUGAGAUCUUUCACUCUUCAUAUUACCUCU
Molecule: messenger RNA, 1364 nt
Organism: Centruroides sculpturatus (bark scorpion)
Lineage: Eukaryota; Metazoa; Arthropoda; Arachnida; Scorpiones; Buthidae
Product: nuclear receptor subfamily 2 group E member 1-like
Exons: 6
Coding region: 127-1338 (403 amino acids)
Biological process (GO): anatomical structure development; regulation of transcription by RNA polymerase II; cell differentiation
Molecular function (GO): nuclear receptor activity; RNA polymerase II cis-regulatory region sequence-specific DNA binding; zinc ion binding
Source: RefSeq, a predicted model, not a curated record